GUCAACUCCAACUUCCUGCAUUAUCGUUGAACACUUGUAGAAGGUUGACAGCUGCCAAUCAGCUGACCAAUCAGAACGCUCGUUUCGUCUCGCCUGAACGUUCUUUCUCAACUUUUCCACAGCGCGUCUUGGGGGAGUCCACCUGUCCAUCAAUUACACCUGAUAUCAUCCAUCAUCGAAACCCAUCGCCACUGUCCAUCGUCUUACUUAUCUCGACCACAUUUCUGCCACGGCACACACACAUACCAAACUUCAAGCCGACACAAAUUCUAGCCUGACAAGAAGAAAUACAACAACACCGAGAACAACAUGGAUUACCAGAACCGCGCGGGCUCCAAAUUCGGCGGCGGCGGCGUAGCCUCCCACUCCGCCACCAACGCCGACCGCCGCGAGCGUCUGCGCAAGCUCGCCCUCGAGACUAUCGAUCUCGACAAGGACCCCUACAUCUUCCGCAACCAUCUCGGCUCCUUCGAGUGCCGUCUCUGCCUGACAGUCCAUCAAAACGACGGCUCCUACCUCGCCCACACCCAAGGCAAGAAGCAUCAGACGAACCUAGCGCGCCGCGCCGCCCGCGAGCAAAAGGAAGGCAAAGGCGAAGUCGACCCCCAAACGGGUCUACCCGUCGGCGUCGUCGGCGCGGGUUUCGCCGCGCUCGGCUUAGGUGCCGGCGGCGUGCGCAAGAACGUGGUCAAGAUCGGUCGACCCGGAUACAAGAUCACGAAAGUGCGCGACCCCAUCACCCGCCAGCAGGGAUUGCUGUUCCAGCUGCAGUACCCGGAUAUUGCGACGGGCGUCACGCCCAAGUGGCAGGUCAUGAGCGCGUUCAGCCAAAGGGUCGAGGAGCCCGACAGGAACUACCAGUACCUCCUGGUGGCGGCGGAGCCGUACGAGACGUGCGGGUUCAAGAUCCCGGCGCGCGAGCUGGACAAGCGCGAGGACAAGCAGUUUGAGUUUUGGGACCCGGAUAGCAAGGAGUACUGGGUGCAGAUCAUGUUCAUGACGGAGCGCGAGGAGCGGUUUAAUGCGGCGCCUGGGUUGACGGGGAGGAGGUGAUUUGGUUUACUCUUCUGUUAUUGUUUCAGGAGAACGGUUCUUUCUGGUUCGAAUGGGGAAAAUAUGCUUGGAGUUUACGGCGUUCUCUGUCAUUAUUCGUGUCACGGUCAGCGCCGCUUCGGCUUCCCGGACGUACCCGAAGUCACAUUGAGGUCGCAUGAGGACCCUUCCCGCUAGAAAGAGGAUGGAAGGGGGAUGUAUGAUCACUGGAAGUUGCGUCGCGGAACAGGUCACGAUCCGGUCAUCGGCCUUCGUCCAACGGCGACCUGACUUGGCAUUACGCAAAUCCAAGGAUGCUUUAGACGUACGGCCUGUCUGAAGCACGACGAUGGCCGUUGAGCAUGGGCGACGAAUCCGGA
This is a messenger RNA of Neurospora tetraspora, 1412 nucleotides long. RefSeq lists its product as uncharacterized. The record is from RefSeq and is a predicted model, not a curated record. The coding region runs from base 310 to 1053 and encodes 247 amino acids. Gene Ontology annotation, biological process: spliceosomal complex assembly. The transcript has a single exon. NCBI's taxonomy places the organism in Eukaryota, Fungi, Ascomycota, Sordariomycetes, Sordariales, Sordariaceae. Gene Ontology annotation, cellular component: nucleus; catalytic step 2 spliceosome; U2 snRNP. Gene Ontology annotation, molecular function: nucleic acid binding; zinc ion binding.